This is a messenger RNA of Trichoderma atroviride IMI 206040, 1959 nucleotides long. The record is from RefSeq and is a predicted model, not a curated record. Lineage: Eukaryota; Fungi; Ascomycota; Sordariomycetes; Hypocreales; Hypocreaceae.
GCGAGUAUUGCUGCGGACUUACAUGGCCUUAUUAGUGCUGUGCGGUACGUACAUGGCAGUGUCGAUACUUUUUGUAUACAUAAGCUGACCUAUCAGAUGGGUGCGGUCGGGUAUUUUAUUUCUUGUUCCUUUCCAAUUGUAGAAGCCCAAUGCAAGGUAUCAACGGUAUGGCUAUCUAUACGUGCUGGGUAUAUUUCAACGAUGCAGGUGAGAGGGGAAAUCCUGCAUCCUGCAUGUAACAAGCCCGUUGAAAAAAGAGAGAGUCUGAGAGUUUUUUUUUAAUGGAAAGGGGGAGUGCAGUAUUACAGGGGAGGGGUAAAAAAAAAAAAAGCGUGGGCUCAUGCGAGUAAGAAAUCGAGGUGACAGAGCGCGUGUUAGACUUUGGGUUGAUGUAAACACGAGUAAGUGUGAAGAGGAGAGUUUGGAGUUUGGGCUGUAAAGUGAGGGGAGGGGAUGAGAUUUACGUUGGCUGCAAGGCAGUAUGCGGCUACAUAACGUUAUGUGAUGGCUGGUCAAGGGACCUAUCUCUUUAAUAGGUUGAAUCGCGUAUAGCCGGGAUUGGGUGCCAAGGAGCAAUUCAUGUAUGCUACAUACGGAGAGCUGCAUGCAAGUUUUUUUUUUAUUGUGUUUGAUGUAAAAGGUAUACAUGCAUGCAGUUAAUUUGGGGAAUAGGUGAGCGCGUAUGUGUUCCGAAGAAGUUGAGGGUGGGACUUUUUAAUAUACAAGUACAUGUAUGCCGCUUCGGCUCGAGAUGAAUUGAUGCUUUAUGAUGCCGGUUGAUAGUAACUCGCCGCGGUAUGCUGCUGGCUGCUGGUAUUGCUACCAACAACUGGCUAAAAAAGAGAAACGCACAUGGGCGGAUCUGCUUACGGCGGUUAUUAGCACCACGGGUUACGGUAUAGAUAAAACCGCCAAAGUCAUGCCAGCGGCUUGUCAUUGGCCCCCUUUGGCUCUGUCUCCUCCAAUGUCGGGGUGCAGCAAACUACGAGCGAUCGAUGGAGCCAAAGGGCCGACCAAAGGGCAUUGGAAUGGUCUGGGUUCAUGUAUCUGGGCCAUUCUGAUGGAGUUGGGUCGUACGAGCACAUGCAGGCAAAAAAAAGGGCUUGCGGGGGAAUGAUGCUUGGGCUGUCCUUUUUUUUUCUGCCAUAUGUUUCGUUCAAGCUAGGCAAUGCAGGCGAGCAAAGUAAGGUAUGCGUGCAUGUAACUAACUGUAUGGAUAUAUGUGUAUGUGCGUGGGAUGAGGAUGGCGCCUGAAGGGGUCCACGGGCCUGGAACCGGUACGUGCGACGUUUGAAAGAUUGGAAGUAGGUGUUCGUACAUGUACAUGUACAUCCAUACUUUGCUGUGCCGCAGUUUUUUUUUUUUUUUUUUUUUUUUUCCUGAUAAAAAUUCAUCUUGGGGGCAGCAGCCAGGUGAGGCUGAAACAAUGGCCAUCGAUCGCUGUCUCAAAACCUAAGCCACCUAGUUGAGACUUGAAGUAUCUACUAGUGCUGCUACAUCAAAGAAGAAACUGAAGCAAAAAAUAGCAUGAAAUCUGUUUUUUUGUUUCAAAACGUGCCAAAAACAAAUUUAACUGUAAAUUGAAGUUAAAGUCUAAAAUAAACACUGCCACGCUCCCGUGGUCUUGGCAGUGUAGUUUUCCGACUGCCGUCUUGGCAAUCUCGGCGCACGCCAAAAAAAAAAAGAGAGGAUACAAAGAAGAAAAUUUUUUAAUCAAAUCGUACCCGUUAGCACAAUCUACGGGCCGUGUAAGAGCUGUCUCUUCUUGGCCUUUUCUUGGCUUCCCUGAGAUUUUCGAUGGAGAAAGGGCAAUUACGUACACGAUGGCUGUGCAGAGCUGCCUGGUUUGGUUGAGGAGCGGUUCCCCGACGCCGAAAGAGUCAUUGACCGCCUGUGCUUUAUUUCUUUGAUAUGGAUAUGGGACAUGUACAAGUACGGAGGCGGUUAGGGGGGAGGAAU